Messenger RNA from Saccostrea echinata, 4226 nucleotides. Its product is annotated as annexin A6-like. Gene Ontology annotation, molecular function: calcium ion binding; calcium-dependent phospholipid binding. The transcript has 26 exons. The record is from RefSeq and is a predicted model, not a curated record. Bases 93 to 3407 code for a protein of 1104 amino acids. NCBI's taxonomy places the organism in Eukaryota, Metazoa, Mollusca, Bivalvia, Ostreida, Ostreidae. Gene Ontology annotation, cellular component: cytoplasm.
GUGUAUUUGGCGGCUUGACAACACUGAAAACAUCACAAAAACAGAGGUUUUGUGGAAAAAGAUUCUAAUCAGCAUAGGACUUUUCUACCACCAUGCCCAGUGCUGGGGCAGUUUGUCCCCCCUUGAUUACGCCUGUCAGGCGGCAUAUACCAGGCCUUGCCACAAAUAAAAUAGACACCACCACACUCAUAGAGAUCACCACAGAAACUCCUGAUUGUAAAAUAUAUUUCACCUCCGAUGGAACAAAACCAUCUCCAUUCCAACGUAAAAUUGGAGGACGUGAGAUCACAUUCAAAUACAAGGCUCCAUUCACUCUUAAAGCAGGAAAACGUACAUUAAAGGCCGUCGCUGUUACAAGGGAUGGAAUCCGAGAGAGUGACGUGAUGACAAAACAGUUUAUGGUGGAGGAGACUGGACAACUAAGCCACCCAGAUUCCACUACAGAUUGCUACUCUACCGAUGACUACACAAGCUUUUUUGACACUUCAGACCUUGACACAGACACCACACAAAAAUCCUGGACUAGCUCUUCCACUAUCAAAAACAGGAAGAAACCCAAAAAGAGUAAAUCCCCAGUCAGAGCCAAAUCCCCACUGAGAUCCUCCCUGAGGAGGUCCCCUAAGGAGGCCUGGGCCAGCAGUCAGACCUUUGAUAACUUUGGGGCCGAGGAUGGGCGGCACAGUCCCCCACAACCUCCUGUUCCAGAGGGCCCCUUCAACCCCACCAACUACUCAGGUACCCAGAUAAAUGUGUGGGGUGCUCCCCCUGGAUCCUGGCCUGGGAUGAAUGCCAGUAAUGGGGCAGUGACAUUUGGUGUCCCAGUGCCUAACAACCCUUACCCCACACAGACAGGCUUCCUCACAGAAAAUAUGAUCAAUAACUGUAACCCAGAAAAUCGUCACGUGACUGUGGGGGACUUACGUCAGAUGAUGAACAAGCGACCUAAAGCUAUUGAAGAACCACCAAAAGAGCCACCAAAAGCCAUCGAGCUUCCCCCUCCCCCCAAAGAACCAGAAUUAUUGGCAGUCAGUCCAGGAAAUGGGGAUUUCAAAGGAAAUAUACAGCACAUCUACACUCAUAUGCUGGAAUUUGCGAAAAAUAACAAAGACUUUCGACUAAGAGUGGCUGAACCUAAAAUUGGAAGAAUGCAUGAAGCAAAGUUUGAAGACGAGGGAGAUGGAUACAGAAUCACUCUGGUGAUGGGGAAACCGGGCGUGCCAAGAGGAUCCCUACGCAAACCUCCAAAAGUGGAGACCAAACCUAAGAAGCCCCCCACUCCCCCUCCCUCAAAUGGAAAGAAAAAGAAAGAAACACCCCCUAAGUCUGACCCCUACUUCGCCAUGGAAACAGAAGAUCUUCCGGUGGAGGGGACCGUAAAGCCAUAUGACAAAUUUAAUGCUGAACAAGACGCCGAGGUCCUGAGGGGCGCCAUGAAGGGGCUAGGGACAGAUGAAGACGCUAUAACAAACAUCCUGGCCUAUCGAUCUAAUCCUCAGAGACAGGAAAUUAGGGUAGCAUUUAAAACCAUGUACGGAAAGGACCUUCUUGAGGAGUUGAAGAGUGAACUAAGUGGACAUUACCUGGAUGCCUGUAAGGGUCUGAUGAUGGCACCGGCUGAAUUUGACGCUUAUCAACUCCGCAAAGCCAUCAAGGGCCUUGGGACAGAUGAAGACGUGUUGAUAGAGAUUUUGUGUACCAGGUCUAACACCCAGAUCAAAGAAAUCAUCAAAACUUAUAAAACACUAUUCAAUAAGGAUCUGGAGAAGGACAUUAUUGGUGACACGUCAGGACAUCUGAAGCGAUUACUUGUGUCGCUAGUACAGGCCAACAGGAGUGACAGUAAGGAAGUGGAUCGUAAUAAAGCGAAACAAGACGCCAAAGCCCUGCUGGAUGCAGGGGAGGGAAAAUGGGGCACAGACGAGUCACGAUUUAAUGUCAUCCUCGCUUCUCGGAGUUAUCCCCAGCUCCGGGCAACAUUUGAUGAGUACGAGAAGAUCUCCAAGAAGAACAUUGUUGAGGCCCUGAAAAGUGAAAUGUCAGGGGAUCUGCUAAGGGGAAUGUUGACAAUUGUGCGAUGCGUAAGGAACAAGGCUGCUCAUUUCGCGUACCAACUCCAGAAGACGAUGAAGGGUCUGGGCACGGAUGAUGACACUCUUGUCCGGGUAGUUGUGUCACGAUGUGAAAUUGACAUGGUCCAGAUCAAAGAGGAAUUCCAGAAAAUGACAGGACAAACAUUAGAGCAAUACAUAGCUGAUGACAUAUCUGGAGAUUAUAGGAACAUUAUUCUGGCCCUCGUGGUGGGAGGACCUCCCCCAAACACUGCCUCUAAAUCUGGUAAGGGUUUUGUGGAGGCCAUAAAAAACAAAACUGAAGAAGAAUUGGAUGAAGAAGUCAGAAUGGAAUCUGAAGAUGUUCAGGAAGAUCCCACUGUAAAACCUGCAGAGAAUUUCAAUGCUGAGAGUGAUGCAGAGGCCCUCAGGAAGGCUAUGAAAGGCUUCGGAACUGAUGAACAGGCCAUCAUAGACAUACUGGGCUACAGAUCAAAUGCACAGAGACUAGAGAUUGUUAAAACUUACAAAACAAUGUUUGGAAAGGACCUAAUCAAGGACUUGGAGGGGGAGUUGAGUGGGGGGCUGAAGGUUCUCUGUCGCGGUCUGUGUAUGAGCCUGGAGAACUUUGAUGCUAUGUGUCUCAACAAAGCUAUCAAGGGCCUGGGAACAGAUGAGCAGGUACUUGUUGAGGUCAUCUGUACUCGGACAAAUGAACAGAUCAGAAAGUUUAAGGAGGCUUACAAAACUUUGUAUGGUAAGAGCUUGGAGGAGGACGUUGCUGGGGAUACCUCGGGUCACUUCAAACGGCUGCUGAUUGCAUUACUUCAGGCCAACAGGGACGAAAGUAAAGAAUUCGACAGAAACAAAGCCAAACAAGAUGCUCAGGCAAUCUAUGAGGCAGGAGAAAAGAAAUGGGGGACAGACGAGUCACGAUUUAAUGUCAUUCUGGUCUCGAGGAGUUACGCUCAGCUGCGAGCAACAUUCCAGGAGUAUGCUAAACUGGCCAACAAAGAUAUUGAGGACACACUUAAGAGUGAAAUGUCAGGGGAUCUACUAAAGGGCAUGCUAGCUAUAGUGCGAUGUAUUCGAGGUAAGGCUUCACACUUUGCCACGGAGUUGUAUAAAUCCAUGAAGGGUCUGGGGACGGACGAUGACCGCCUCUGUCGAGUCAUUGUAUCUCGCUGUGAAGUUGACAUGGUGCAGAUCAAGGAGGAAUUCCAGAAGCAGUACAAACAGACUCUAGCCAUGUUCCUGGCUGAUGACAUUUCGGGAGAUUAUAAGAACUUGUGCUUUGCUCUGAUUGGUGAAUCUGUACCAAAACCAGCGAAAAAAGAAAAGAAAGGUUGGUUCUCAUAGUUUUUUACCUACCUCAUCCAUUCCUACAUAACACAUGCAGGCCGUCCUUGAUCCAGAGAAUGAAGAACAGAGAAUUCCACAGACACAUAGAUCUUAGGGCUUUCAGUGUUGUUAUCUAUAUAUGUUCAAAAUAAUCGAGGGGAACAUUUAGUUUUAGACAAAAUCUUUACAUUUAUAAAGAAUUUUAAAAACUGUACAUUAUAUAGUUAAGCUUAACUUUAGGUGGUAUGUACAUGUAUAUAUAAAGGCUGUGAAAUUUUUGAAAUGAUAUUAUUUUUUACUGGAUGAUUAUAUUGAAAUAUUUCAGUGAAAAUCAGAAAAAAAGAGAGAAUUUGUUAAUGAGAAUGUAUUUACAUUUUUAAAGACACCUGAAAUAUACCAUAUCUGUAUUCAAGUUAUACAGAUUUUCCUUUCUAGGAAUUCAUAGACAUUAUGAGAGAGACAUAAAAGUAUGUGUGUAAGCAAUAGAUAUGACAUAGGAUUGACUUUUUAGAAUAACUAAUAUGUAACUAUAUUCUAUUUAAGACUACAGUUAUUUCCUCUUCUUGUGGGACUCUUCAAUGUUUAAAAAGAAGCUAGAGUAAGGUAUAUAGAGGGAUAUAGUCCAUUUUCACAAGUCCCUUGGAAAAACUGUUGAGAUGUUUAUAUUAUGGACUUUAAGAUGCUAAAUAUUCAGAAAUAUAUAGUCCAUAUUACCAUUGGUAAAGUCAUAUUUAAAAACAAUCAUUAAAACUGCCAUGCUGAAGUUUUUGUAAAUCUUUUAAUUUGCUAAUUGCAGGCAUUUUAACAGUUAUACAUAAAUUAUUUUGAAUGAAUAUU